CAGCGAGCAGUGGCGAGCGGCGCGGCGACGGCGCCGGCGGUGAGGCAGUGACGCAGCACCCGCGCCCGCGCGCCGCUUCAGCGCGGGAGUGCUCGUGUGCCGGCUUGGGCUCGACACCGAGCGCCGCACCUCAUUGCAGCCGGCUCCCUCGUAUAAAGCGGAGGCCCGCGCCGCCCGCGCGCAGUCACGACCCGACCACGCUCUGUGCACUCCGACCUCCGCACGUGCAUAUCUAUCCUUACUUAGUACGAUAUAGUGACUACAGUGACAAUGGCAGAACAGGAAUGGGGAUACACAGGCGAGAAUGGGCCCUCGACCUGGACAGACAAGUUCCCGGAGGCGCGGGGCGCGCGACAGAGCCCCGUGGACAUCGACACCUCGCUGGCCAGCAGUGGCGGCAGCGCUCCGCCCCUGGCCUGGCGGUACUCCGUCAACCAUACGCGCUCCGUCCUGAAUCCGGGAUACUGCUGGAGGGUGGAUGAGAAUGGAUUCGAGUCAGAACUCCGCGGCGGCCCGCUCGGCUACGACGUUUACAAGUUGGAGCAGUGGCACUGCCACUGGGGCGCCAAGAACGGCGUGGGCUCGGAGCACACGGUGGACGGCCGCUCCUUCUCCGGCGAGCUGCACCUCGUGCACUGGAACACCACCAAAUACAACAGCUUCACCGAGGCCGCUGGGCAGGCUGACGGGCUCGCUGUGCUUGGCGUGCUCUUGAUGGUCGGCAGAAAGCACCCCGAACUAGACAAGGUGGUGCGCCUCCUACCCUUCAUCCGACACAAGGGGGACAAGGUGACGAUGUCGGACCCGCUGGACCCGGCGCAGCUGCUGCCGCCGCGCGCCGCCUACUGGACGUACCCCGGCUCGCUCACCACGCCUCCGUGCACUGAGUGCGUCACGUGGAUCCUGUUUAAGGAGCCUGUUGAGGUCUCAGCUGAACAGUUGGCUCUGAUGCGGAAAUUACGGUGCGGCGAGGCCUCUUGCGGAGAAGAAUCCAUGGAGUUACUCCACAACUUCAGGCCGACGCUGCCGCUGGGCAACCGCGAGCUGCGCGACUACGGCGGCAACUAGCACCGGGCCCCAAGCUGCCCACCGUCCGCACUGACAGCUAGCGCUGCAACUCACGAGCUUCGCCUAUAGUUGCUGCGGUACCAACGGACGACCGCGGAUAUAAUGUCAUCUUUCACUCUUGGAUUAUCAUGUACAAGUGCGAAAGAACAUUAAUUUACAACGUCGAACGGCAGCUAUAUAGUACCGCGGCGGUUGGUAGAUACCAGCGGUGCCAUGCACGCGAGACGCGGGAUGCACUAGAGUUCCUAGUUGCACACAAGUAUUUUUUUAUACCGUUGUAUUAUUAUUAGUCGCCUCAGGUACUUACAGGGUGUUUUGUCCGCUCGGUGAUGACUGAUGACGGAUUAUAUGAGCGGGUCGAAGGUUAAAACGAUAAGUGGAAAUCAUAUUAUGAACAUUCAAGUGCCUUAGGCUAUCAGUUGUAAUCUUAACAACAUAAUUGUAAGAUGUUUUAGAAUUCUCAUUUUAUGUAAGAUUAAUUUGUUUGUAAUUGACCUUCCUUAGAAGGAAAACGCUUAGUUAGCGCAAUUAACCGGUAUAUUCUAUAAAUUAUAUUAUUUUAUUUAUUUAGUAUGUUACCCUUUAGCUAAGUAAGGGUUUAGGUAUAGUCAAAUAGGGGUAACAAAGGGGCAAAACGAUAAGUAACUAUGUCAAAAAAAUUAAAGUAGCAUAUGUACUGCAAAACGUUGUACGAUAAAUAGGUAAUUCGCAACUCGUGUCGAUUUAGAACACUCCCUACGGUCGUGUUUUAAUUUAUCGCCACUCGUUGCGAAUUUCCUAUUUUUCGCACUUGUAUCGUAAUUUACUAUUAUGGUCAAUCUUUCAACUAUCUACAUUAGUUCAUAGUAAAAUAUUUCUGUUUGAUAGAGAGGUAAUAACCUCUCGGUCCCCAAUUACCCCAGUUGCCAGUACUCUCAAAGUAGGUAUAGAAUGUUAUCGUUACCUACUUUAUUAACCUGAACACUAGAGAUUUGAUUUGCAAUGUCAGAUUGACUGUUACAGUCUCAUUUCAUUACAUUAGAUUGAUUGGCUAUAAUUGUAGUUAUAUGGUAGCUACAACCUACAACUUUACUAGAAUUUACAACUUUAUGGUUAUACAAAUACUUAAUAAAAAAUUACAAAUUUUAAUGAAGUUAUUUUUGUAUACAAAUUUGAAGUAGGUACUUGUUUUAUAUAUGCCUACUAGUCCAUAUUUUUGAACGCUGUUAACCAUAUUUAUGUAGGUAUCAGAGCUAGCAGUAGUUUUACAAUCUUGUAUGUGAUAUAUACGUGCAUUAAUUGUUAUAUGUGUAAUUGUGUAGCUAUAGUAGUAGGUAUGCUAGAACCGUGCCUCGAUAAAUGUGCCGCAGUUAUGUUAACUGUGACGCUAGUGAGUUUACAUUAGACUUGCUAAUCAGAGAUAUGCUUGUAAUAAGUAAUUUACAAAAAAAUAAAAAUAUAUAUGUUACACUUAA
This is a messenger RNA of Cydia strobilella, 2522 nucleotides long. It is a transcript of the gene CAH1, whose product is annotated as carbonic anhydrase 1. Bases 271 to 1068 code for a protein of 265 amino acids. The transcript is spliced from 5 exons. Gene Ontology annotation, molecular function: zinc ion binding; carbonate dehydratase activity. Lineage: Eukaryota; Metazoa; Arthropoda; Insecta; Lepidoptera; Tortricidae. The record is from RefSeq and is a predicted model, not a curated record.